UAAAGGUGAAAGAUUGUGUAGGUCAUGUUCGGUAACAGUACCAUUUGAACUGCAGCUGAAUAAUCUUCCAUUAUACCAUCCAAGUCCUUCGACACUACUGUCACAUAUUAAUGUUCUGUCGACGUGAGGUUUGUUAGAUAUGUCCCAUAUUUCGAUAGAAGCGUUCGACCUGUGGAGACAAAAACUCGGAUAUCUGUUUUGGAGAGAAAUAAAAACAAAAUAAUUGGUAGGUACCUUCCAAUCGCUAAUUUAUGUGUUUCACAUUCGACGACCAUACAUUGAAUUGAAAGGAGUUCAGGUGAAAAAAAAUUCACCUUGUGUACGUCAAAAGAUCCCAUUUUGUUUUAAAAACUAAAUUUUGAUAUGUUUACAUUUUAAGAAGCAUGUAUACAUUAGAAAGUAACAUAACCUUACAUUUUUGUAACGAGAUCGCUAUAGAUAAUGUAAUAUAGAUAAUAGAUUUAUUAUCACAAUAAUUCUAAUGAAUUUAAUAUGUUUAUUAUCUAUGGUAGUAUGGUUACCUCUGGAAUAAAUAAAUCGUCGAGCAACGUUUGGUCACUUUAUCCAUCGUAAAUAGACUGCAUCGGCAUCGUACACAGUAAAAUUAUCUGUGAUACCGGUAGGCGAAUAUGAAUACGCAUUUCACUUCAACAGAUUAGGUGGUAUCUUUUUCGUAGGUAGACGGUAGUGUUGUUAAUUGAACAUUGAAGUCUGUUCGCUCGAUUUUCCAUAUUUAUUAUUUAAAAAUAUUUACGCGCAGUACUCAAAUUACAUUUUAAAAUAGGUGUAUAAAUAAAGUAAAAAUCAAAAAUAAUUUUUCAUUCAGUCAUGUUUUGCAGAGCUUUCUCAAGAGCUGGUAAGUAGUUAUGUUUGUACACAUUAGUUAUUCAAUAACGAUAAUAAUCAUAAAUGAAAAUCUAGUAUCCAUUCUGAUUCGAAUAAUUUAUAUUUUGAACUCUUCAUUGUUUUAUAUUAUCCUGGCAAUUUAAAAAAUUAUAUGAACUGUAAAAUACGAAAUUACCGUUUUUUCGUGUUUAUAUUAAUUUUAAUUAUAUAAGUAGUACUAAAGUGCCUAUUGUUUAAAUAAUCAUUAUCAUAAUUUUAGUCAGUUACAUAAUUACUUAGUAAUAGAAAAUAAAAAAAGUAGGUCUUAGGUUAGUACUUUAAAAUUACUCUUUAGUUUACUAUAUACAAUUAUAAGUAGGUACCAGUAUUGAUUUCAUAGAAGUUAAAACAAAUUAUAAAAUCAAUGCUUCUAGGUACCUAGUACUUACUAUAGACCUGCAACUCUACAAGGGACAAGCUUGCCCGGUUUAGUUCUCAAAAAGCCUGGCUUGUACUAUAUUGGAUUGGGCCAUGGGUCUUAGAAACAUAAAAGAGUGUUGAAUUGAACUUUUUUUCGUUCGAUUUGUAGGGUCAGGCCAGACUUCAAAUAUUGAACCAAAAAUUGGCCUGGGUUUUUUCAUAGUCAUGGAAUAUUAUUAUGGGCCGGGUCGACUUACUUUAAGUACAUCUAACUUGACUUAACCUAACCUUAUUUUUAUAGCAAAGAAGUUUUAGUAUAGCUGGUCGUAUAAUUUAUAGGCAUCCUUGGCAACAUGAAUGAUCAUUUGGUUGUCAUUGGCAAGAAAAAUAUUAUUUAUAUAUAUAUAUUUAUUCUAUUGUAUUUGUUACUGUAUUUUUAUAUAACAGACAACAUUAGUUAAUUAUGAUAGGGAUAUCGGUGGAAACGGGAAGUCUCAAGGAAAUGUGUUUUAAAAAAAUAUAAACAUGCCUAAACUGAAUUUUUAAGGAAGUGAACAAAUUACUUAUAGAAUUUUAUGUUUUCCAUCUUUCUUUGAAUUAAUUUAAAUGCAAAAUUAUAUAAUUAACAAACCUUAAAUUUCAUAUAUAUUUAUUUAUUAAGUCACAGGUAAUAAAACUAUAUUUUUGUACUACUAAUUUUUCUAAUAAAACAUUUAAUUGAAAAUAAAAGUGACCCAGACAACACCAAACAAGACAUCUAGUAUAAUAUAUAAUAGAGUUAAUUUUAAUACUUAUUUAUAGAUAUUAUUAUCACUAGUACCUAUUGACUGAUUGUAACAUUCUAUGUGAAAUUAAAAUAAGAGAACUAUUUGUAACAUUUAGAUGCACUUUUUAGCGAGUUAAAUUAUUGAGUUCUAAGUAACAAAUAAUUUUAUCAGAGAAAAAUUAAUUGAAAUGUUUAAUUUCUUAUUAAAAUUUGAAUUAAAUUCCAAUUCCAGUAAUAAUAAUAAAUUUUAUAGUUCAUAGUUACUUGAGUGUAUUAAAAACCAAAAUACUAAGUAUUUAAAAAGUUAAGAAACAAAAAUAAACCUAGUGCUUUUUAAAAUAGUUAUAAUAAUUGUAUCCAUUAUAUUACCUACCUGUGUAUUAAUUUUUAUUUAAUAAAGUAAAAAAAACCUAUUUAUAAUUAUGAUAAAUUAUUAUAAUAAAUAAACCACGGCAUAUUAUAAUUUUAUUACCCAUUAUUUGUAAAAUGUAUUAUCUUUAAUCACAUAAAUCCACCGUCAUUAAUGGCAUGUGUUGAUACUUUGGUUUUUAUUGAUUUAUUAAUUUAAAGUUUAUUUUAGAUAUUAUUAUCUAUAUUUUUUUCCAUUUAUUUUAAAAAACCGGUAAGUAUUAAGGUAUGCACACACUACUAUGAAAAAUAGAACAAUAAUGGUAACAAAAACAUUUGCUCAUGGUUUUAUAAAGCAUAAUUUUAACACUAUCAUACAGUUACCAUACCAUUUCCACAGAAGUGCAUGCAUGUCUUUAUAUCAAGUUUUAUUAUAUGUAAACUUUACUAAUAUAUAGGGAUCAGGACUUGUUAACUUUAAUAGUAAUAAAGUAAAGUAUAAAUUAAUUAUAACACAAUUGUUUCUGUAUAGUGUGUUUUUAAAAAAAUGUUUAAGUAGUAUAUUUAUUAUUUGUAUAUAAGCAAUAAUAUAUUAUUCAAAAUACUAUUUAGAUACAUUUAAAUUUAAAAUUGAUAUAAAUAAUAAUCUACCAAAUAUUUAAAUUAUAUUUAGUAUUCAAUAUCAAAUUAAUACUAUUUAGAUUUAAUAAAAUGUUCACAAAUUGUAUGCACUAAUAAAUAAAUUAUAAACUAUACAUAUUUAAAUAGGGGAAUUGAUAAGUUUUUUAAUUAUUUAACUUUUAGAUUUUGAGUUUAGUGAAGAAUGUAUUAAUUUUACAAAGAUAUAUUUUUUUAUAUUGUAUAUAAAUAUUCUAUCAGAAAUCUUGCUUCGAAGUAUCAAGUAUACUACAUUUUCUGAAAGGGAAUUUUCCUGGAGUGAUAAUUUAGAGGGUUCAUAUUUUGAUUUCUCAGUUGUUUUCAUAAUAAAUAGGAAAAAACAUAGGAAAAACUGGAAAAUGUACGAAAUGUUUUAUUUUCAAAUCGUAAAUAUUAUGGCCUUUUAAAACAUGUUUAACUAAACUUAGGUGAGAAUCGUCUUUCGUUAGCAAAGAUUAAUACGUACAGAUGUUCUCCUCUAUAUCCUAUCUUCUCAACUUCUCACUUACAACAGUGGUCUAUCCAUCUUGCAAAAUAUGUCUGUCUUUUUUAUAUUUAUAUACUCCCAUAUAGCAUUCUAUAUUCUUAUCAAAUGCUAUGAAUAAAAUUUUUAGGAUUUUCAUGUAUAUUAUGUAUAUCUGCUAAUUCCUGUAAAUAUUCUUAGAUAAUAAUAAUUAUGUCAUCAUAUUUCACUCCUGAUGUACCAUACAUAUGCUCUUAGAAUCUAAAAUCAUAUUAAUUAGAUAUCUGAGGAAAAAUAUAAAAGAUUGUCCAGGAAUAUACUAUACAUAUCCUAGAACAUUUUUAUUAGUUAUUUAAGAAAAUAACUGAAAUAUUGUUGAGAAAUAUAUUGAACAAUUCAUACAAUUCUUAACAUAGAUAUUUAUGAUGUAAAUUAUUUUUUGUUAUUAUUUUUAUUUAACAUGAUUUUACAUUAUUAUAAAGUUAUAAUUUAGCUAAUGAACAAAUAAUGACAGUUUUCAAGGUUUUAUUAAUUUUCUCUAACAAUACAUUUUCAUAAAUAUUGGGAAGCUAAAAACCCGAGUAGAAACUAUUAAAUUCAAAAUUAUUGCGUUUUUAAAUAAUUGCAAUUUAUUAAUUAUAUGAAUAUCUUGCAAAAUUCGUCAAAUGUUGUAAAGGUUUUGUUAUUUUGUUUUAACGUUUAAUCUAUCUAUCUAUAUAUUUAUUAUCUAUGAUUUAGUUUUAUACAGUUUUAAUAUAUAUACAUAUAUAUAUAUAUAUAUAUAUCAAUUGUACUUUUAAAAUUUACCAAACCUUUAAUUUUUAUGUUAAAAGUAAAAAUGUAAUAAAUAAAAUCAUUUUUAUUAUAAUUUGCAACAAAUUAAUAUGAAAAAAAAAUAUCUGAUACUGGGGACCGGUAUGCCAAUGUUGUAGGUGGGAAGUAUGGAAGGUAAGAACAUAACAUUAUUUAAUUUAUACUUGUACGCGACGAUCAAACAUUGCUAACGAAAAAAGAUUUGCAUCGAAGUUCAUUUAAACAUGUUUAAGGCAGAAAUAUUUACGAAUUUUGUCAUAAUUUGAUUUUAAAACUUAUAUUUUGUUUUAUUAAACCACCUGAAAGCUUUUAUUAAACAUGUUUGGAGUCCCAAUAGAAUGGCCCCGGGCCUUAGUCUAAGAAUUUUAUACUUAGUCGUAUGGUAUUCAGUAUAUGAGGCACCUAAUGUUUUGAGAAUUUUCAAGUAGUUGAAUUGCUGCUGAGUUGAUGUGUUAAUCCAGCCUUAUCUCAUAAUUGCGGGCAAAUUUGGUAAUCUCGUCCUGUGCAAGAGUGAUGUUUUGGCAGCGUUGAAUAAUUUCAAUGUUGGACUUGCUGGCACAACCCCACAAUUGUAUGACAUAAGUCUAUAUUGGUUUAAUUAUCAUUAAUAUAUGUACAAUAAAUGUUUGUUUACAAAGUCUAAUUUGAAAUGUCUUCUAAUUAACCAGUACAGUUUGCGCAUUUUUUCAUUGAUUUGUAAUUCUUUUUGACAGACAUGAUGUUUCCAAUUCAGGUGGCGGUCAAAGUACAUUUUUCUAUAUUUUUUUUUUCAAUUAUUAUGAAAACCACUUGGAAAAUUAAACAUUUUUUUUUUAAGAGUUUAUAUUUUGACAAAAAUCGUAAAUAUUAAGUCCUUUCAAAACAUGUAUAAUCGAACUUCAAUCAUAAUCAUUUAUCGUUGGUUACAGUUAUAAAUUAAAGAAUUGUAUGUUUCCCAUCUUCCCAACUACCCAACUUCAACAGUGGCCGCACCCAUUCCCAGUAUCGGCUCUUUUUUUUUAAUUGCAUUUUAAUGUUGACAUUUUGGGUUGAAGGAGAGUAGUGGAGUAUCAUUUGUGUGGCGGUAUGGUCCCCGGUGUGUAAAAAUGCACCACUAGUCUCCCCCAACCCAAACUUAAAAGUGGAAUAUUUUGUCAACUGAUUUACGGAAAUCAAAAAUUUCAACAGUACAAUUUAUUUGAACUAAUAUUGAAUUUAUUUAUUCUAUUUAUAGAAUUUUUAAUAUAGGUUGCCAUUGAAAAUCAAAAGUAGGUAUUGGUUUCACUUCCACAUAUAAGGGUGACAAAAAUAAGAAAAAUAUAAGAUAAAAAUAUAUACUUCACUAAAAUGUGAGUACCCUGGUAUAUGUAAAAUUAUUUUUUGGAUGUACUUAUACGGCAGUAGUUCUCAACCAGGGUGACAUGGAACAACCGAGAAUUUUACACCAGAACAACGGAGACAGGGGGGGAAGGCGACUUAUCCCACAGUAAUUAUUUUGUGGAAGCUGGAUCAUCACGGAAAAAUAACAAGAUUUAAAUAAAUUCAGAAGUCUAUAAUACAAACAUAAAAAAAGGCAAAGGAUAUUUAAUAUUUUAAAUAAGUAGGUUUAAACAUCUUCGAAUAAUUUGGGUAAUCAAUGUUUGACAAUAGUUUAUCGUUUCCUACGAAAAGAAAUUGCAUUAUUUUAGACUAUAGUGAUGACUGUAAAUUUAGUUCUACGUAUUACCAUUGAUCAUAAACAGUAUUAUAUUGUAAUACAUUUAAUAUAAAAUACUAAUUAGUAUUUAUAAUCAACGGUAUUUCGAAUACACUCCUGCUGACUCGACAUUUUGCCGCUACCGUUUUGUCUCAGGGCUAUUCGCCACUGGUCAUUUAACAAUAGUUAUGUACUUAGAAAUUGUUAAUGGUAAGUGGGUCAACUUUUUUUUACCAAACAAAUGUACUUAUUUAUGUUAAAAAUGUUGGAAGAUAGUGUAAUCUAAAUUGGAUGUUCCAACUUAGUUUUUGAGUUAUACCAUUUUGAAAUCUAUACAUGUGUGUUAUGUUAAAUAACUCAAUAUUGCAUUUUUUAUAUUAUAUUGUUUCUUGUAGUCAAGUGGUGAUAUGUACCUGUUGUCUAUCUAGAGGUGUCAAAUCUGUGCCCUUGAAGUUUUUUUUUCACUUUUUUUAAAAUAAAAAAAUGUCAUCAAAAACAUUAUUUUAGAUUUAAUUGGUACCCCAUAUGAUAGUAAUUAUUUCUUGCAAAAUUCAUUUUUUUUUACCCUGUGACUUGUGGUGGUGUUGCAUAGUAAAUUGAGGGAUAUUUUCAUUUUAAGCUGUCCAAGCGAGUGAGUUACUAGCGUUACCAACGAUGUAGACUAUUAAAGAUGACUUUUUUUAUAAUUUUUAAAUUUUUAAUGCAAAAUGUGAAUAUAGAUCAUGAACAUAUAAUAGUGGAGAACAUAAUAAAUUUAAUUAAUUUUAUAAAAUAAAUAGUAGUGACAAAUCGCAAUAACAUGAUUGAUAUACUUUCAGUAGCUAAAUUGAUUUAAGGUAAGUAGUAAAACAGGAAAGUAUAUUUUAAUACUUAUUACAUUCAUACUUUUUCAAAUCACGCAAUAUUUUUAACAGGUUUUCAUAGUGCUAUAUUGGUAUUUUCAUUUACAAUGAGUUCUCUUGAAAUUUUAAGUACUCUUGUCCAUUGAAAAUCUCUAGUUGGCAUUAAAAAAUUUUGGCCAUCUGUUAACCCUUUCUAAGUUCAAAACUACUGUUAAAUGACUGGCAGUGCAGUGUUGCCGGAUUAGGAUUUUUACUCCUGAAUUUGGGAAUAUUGUUUCUUACUGGAGUAAUUCUUAGCCAUAAAUGUCUGGGUAUUUUCUUAGAGUGCCCCCGCAGUCAAAAAAUCGUUAGGUCCCUGAUGUGUCAAUACAUCAAAUAUCUAUGUUCAAACAAUUUUCUUCAUCCCUAGUCUAUAAGUAUAAUUUUUUAUAAAGACUAAACUGUUAAGGUAAUAUUUGUAUAAUUUAUUUAUUUUAGAUGUGUCGUGACGUCUAGUUAUUACUUAAAUUAACGGAAUGGAUUACAAUAAAGAAUUCAAUGAUUUGCAAACCUGCAUGCAGUUUUUCAAUGUUGAUGAAGCAUCAAAACUAAUUUCUAAUGAAAACUUUGUUUUGUAUAAUGCAGCAAAAAUAAUACAAUUACUUGGAAAAGGGUUAACUGAAGACAAUUUGAGAAAUAAACCAUACUACUUCAGAUUUUGCGAAGAAACUUUACUUAAAAUUGCAAAAACUGAAGCUUGUCAAGAUUUACAGAUAAUUUUUGAAUUUUUUGAAUUAAUUGAUAGAAAUGAUUGUAAAUUAUCAUCAUCUGUUUUAGCUGCAGUAACAGUUUUGGAAAACAUAGAAUGUCCAAGUCGGGUAUACUUAGAAUAUUUGUUAUAUAGUACUUUUAAUCAUUUGAAUGGAAUGGACGAAGCCGAUUUAAAAGACAUUUUAUUAAUCAUUAUAAAUCAUCUAAAAAGAUUAAACAAAUAUUUUCAAAAUGAUCCAUCAUAUUUAUAUUAUUUUGCCAGAGUGGCUUUCUUAGUAUUACGUGCUAACAUUGAUCCAAACGAGUAUGUAAGUGAAUUGUCUAAUAUUAUUUAUGAUCCGUUUUCUUUACUUGAACUCGAUUUUGAAGAAAAUGCAGAAGAAAAACUAUAUCUCGUUUCAUUUUUUUUCUUAUACUUCAAAACUGAAACACUAUGGGGACCGAAAAUUUACAAUCGGUCAUAUAUUUUGGAAAAAUGUUUUAAUUUAUCAUUGUCUGUGUAUAAAAAUAAUGCAAUAGGAAAAUCAUUUACCAAAUUAAUUAUUUUUAAAUAUAAAGACAAUGAAAUCCCAAUACAUAUGUUGAGUAAAUUACACAAAGAAUUUAUUGCAGAUGCAGAAUACAACUCAAUUUACAAUGAAAAUUUGAUUGAUAGACAGGAAUCAUUACAAAUACUGAUGAUGUACAUAGAUAAAUUAUGCUCUGGUGCUCAAUAUAUAUUUUUCAAGUAUAUAUUUUCAAACUCUAUAAACUCGCACAUUAAAGCAGAAUUGAUUAUAAAAAUGAAACAAUUAUUAUUUUCAAAAAUAAAAUUAAACCUAGGUAUUAAAUACUUUCAAGGAAUACGACUUUUAGAAUUAGUAAGAUUAUGUUGUGAUAUUCCCCUUGGACAAAAAUGUGAUAUUUUAGAAAACAAAGAAUAUGUUUUGUCUGCUAUAACACUAGUGUAUGUAUUAUAUUCAUACAAUGGAAAUGAGUUGAAAAUGGGUCAAGAAUUUUCAAAUGUAGCAAAACAAUUAGUGGAGACUGUUCAAUGUGCCAUUGAUUACACAUAUGAAUCUAUGGAAUUGGAAAAUUCACGGUUUGCUAAUAUGCAUUUGAAUGAAAAAGUUGAACUGAAUAUUCCAAAAUUGUCAGAAAAGGAAAAGAAGGAUUUCAUAUUACAUUGUGAUACAACUAUUAAAUUGGUGCAGUCAAAUUUGAACCUUCUCAAAGGGAUUAUCAAAAACCAAUAGUUUUCUACAAAAUAAAUUUGAUUUUAAACAUUUUUUAAUUAAUUUUGGAAUUAAAAAUAUUUUCUUAUUACAAAAAGUAAAAAUAAUAUUUGUAUGUUUUUUUUUAUAUUUAUAGCCUGGUAAUGUACAAUAGAUCUGUUUAAAUAAUGCAAUUGUUGUUAUUAUUGUAGCUUUCAACAAUAUCAGUUAUUACUAAAAAUGUUGUUACAUAAUAUUUUCUAUCUCCUUUUUUUACAAGUAAUUUUGAAUAUCAAGCAGAAAUAAAAUUCUAGAAAGUAUAUUUCUUAACAAAAUCUUUAAUACUAUUCAGAAAAAUCAAAUAAUUUAAUUAAUAGUAGGAACAAUAAUUUAUUAUUGUUACUUACAAAACUUAAAUAUGUGAAUAGUAUAAUUUUUAAAAAAAAAUCAAGUGUAAUUCUUUGAAAAUAUUAGUGUUUAUAAGUUUAAUAAUACAUUAAUUAUAAUCUUUAUACAAUUUUUAUAUACAUAAAUGUAUUUGUUUUGACUGAUCUAUCAACACAUAACUAAAACCACUGGGGUUAGAAACAUUAAAUCUUGAAUAUAAGUGACUGACAUCCACCAACAAUGAAUUUUCAAAAAUUGUACCUUUAUGGGCAUUAAAUAUGGGAUAAAUGUUUUUAAUUUUAAACCAACAAUAUAUAUUAUGUAAGGAUUUUGUUUGGAAACUCCACACAUUGGGGGGGAAAUUGGAGAUAAAAGUUUGUAUGACACAUUGAUUUGAGUCAAAACUGCUAAAAUAAGUAAAAAACAAAAAAAAAAAAUACUGGAUAGUAGUUUCAUUUUAUAAUGUAGAGAUUUACUACAAUGGGGUUCUCAAAAUUUAACCUUUAAGGUUGUCAAAAGAGGUACAAUUUUUUGAAGUGAGAUUUCUUAGCACCUAAGUAUUUUAACCUAGAGCAACCAUUCCUGCAUCAUUAGACUGACAGGAUCUAAAAUCAAUUGUUGUUAAAAAUUGGGAGAAGCCGUGGGAAAACAUUUUUGUAGUAUAAUAUAGUAAAAUUUUGCCUAUUAUUAUUGAUAAUGUAUAUUCAAUAAAGAAAAACAUACUAAAAUUAAGUGGAAUCAGUUAGUAACUUUUUCAGUGCAUAAAUAUGUGACAACUAAUAAUAAUAUGAUUGUAUUUAUUAAUAAGUACUUGCCUAAGUAUGUAAAAUGUACAUGCGCUCAAUCAGGCGCAUCCCUAAGAUGAGAUGGGCGAUCGCUUCCCUCCAUAAGCUGUAUGAUGUUCUUUUUUGUUAUACAAAAUAUCCAUAGUUCUUAAGUACAAAUAAGUAAAAGUGUAUCUGGUUUUAAAUACCAUAAAGAUGAUUCCAGAUCUUAGAAAUACUUUUAUUGAAACAAGAAUGAUACACUUCUCAAUUAUAAAUUUCAGUAUUCUUCAAAGGUGGAUAGAACCAUUGAAAACUAAGUGGAAAUAAAUUUGCAAAGAUAUAAUAUAUUUUUAAAAUUAAAAUUGUAAAUAAUUGAUUAAUUUAAAUUUUAGAUUCUUAGUGUAGCAAAGAAUGUAUCUAUUAAAUUUACAAUGAGUUUUUUUUUUUUAACGGUGUCAAAAAUUUCCACCAAAAAUCACGCUUCAAUAUGUAAGUAUAGCACCUUUUUUUGAAAGAAAAUAUUAUCAUAUUGAUUAUAUCAUUGAUUUUUCAUAAUAUCAGGAGAACCUAGGAUAAAACUUAAGAAAAACGGGAAAAUUUAGGAAAAUAAAGCUCUUAUUAUUUUCAAUUUUGUUUUUUGUUGUAAUUCAGUUAAAAAUAUUCGUAGAGAAUUGGUAUUUGGGUAGAAAACUUAUAAUUGCUUUUUCUUGACAUGUUAAAAUUGUUGAAUAAUUUUAUUUUUGCGAGUUUUGUACGUAAUUUUUAUUUGGUUGGUACUCUGUGGUUAAAAUUGUUAGACUAAACAGAAAUAAAUACUUGCGAAUUUAACACAAGGUCCAUUAAAAGUCGUACUUUAUGGUAAAAAAAUGUUGAGCUGAGGCUAACUGGCAUUUAAAUAAAACUUACUUUUAAAUAUUCAUCAAAAUGAAAAUAUUAAUAUAAAAAAUACUUUUGAUUAAAUCGCUUGCAAAACGCUGCUUAAAAUAAAAGUAUUUUGGACUUGGUCAUCUAACUUUUAUUAAUUGUUAUUAUUAUUUGUAUUAUUCAUAUUAACAACAUUUUAAUUAUUAUUUAUUUAAUGGGGCAAAAAUAAAUUUAACUUUAAAAUUAUACUAUUUUACUGCAUUUGUACAAUAUAUCUGCAGUCUUUUAGGCUAAUAUAAGUUAAAAUGAUGACAUAAAGGUUUUUAGUUUUUGCUGACUAAAGCGAUGGUAUUCAAGAAUAAAAAUUGUUCACUGCCUCCUCCAUAAAAUUGACCCGAAGACGCCCCUGAGCAAUACUAUUAACCAAGCUUCGUUCAGAAUCGUUUUUUGUUAGCAAUGCUUAAAUUUAGUGAGAUACAUUAAAUUUCUCUCAAUAUCCUAUCUUCUCAACUUCUUAUCUAUAACAGUGGUCCACCCAUCGUGCGAAGUAUAUCCGUCUUUUUUUUUUUAUCUAUCAUUAAUAUUAAAUUUAAUUAUUUCACCCCCUCCCCCUAUAGUCAAGAACUGGAGACGUCCCUGCACCUAACUGCACACGGGUAAAGCCAGAUAACACAGUGAGUUAUAAAAUAUAGUUUUAAGAUGAGUUUUUUUGGGUUUAAAAAAAAAAAUCAGAACUUUUUGAAAAAUAAACAAACAUUUUUUAAUUUAUUACAUAAUUUUAACUUUGUAAAUAUUAAUUGUAAACAAAAUAUUUCACAUUAUUUUUGGAAAAUUAAAUAAUAUAUUAUUGAUUAAUUUUUAUUGUUUUAAAAAAAUUUUUCUUCUGAUUCAUUAUAUAAGAUUUCAGACAAAUACAAUGACAACAAAAUAUUUGUAUAAAUUAUAUUUCUAAUAAUUAUUUUUAUCUUUAAUACUUAGCUUGUAACAUAAAUUUGUUUUUGAAAAAUACAUCCUUCAAGAAUUUAGUAUAUAAAACCAAUCAUAUGAAUUGCUGUGUAAUUAGUAAUAAACAUAUUAUAGUUAAUAAUUUAAACAAAUACAAACUGCUGAUUCCUUUAGAAAUAUAAAUCUGAAAAGUAUUUUGUCUUUUAAAAUGAUUUGAUUUAUUUUAUUAAUAACCAAAUUAUGUAUUUGUUGUGUGAAUAUACUUAUAAAAGUCAAAUCACACAGUUAUCGAUAACUGUGAAUAUUAUUUACUAAAUAUUGUAUUCUUAUUAGUAGGUUGUAAAAUUUUAUUUUUCCAGAGAAAAUAAAAUAGUAUAAAUAUUAUAUUCAAAGAUAAUGUUACAAUCGACCCGAUGGAUUUAUGCGAAAUUAUUAUUAUUUAUACAUUUUUUUUUCUGAUGCAGGUAAUUUCUCCAAAAUAAACAAUUUGUGUGCAUUUGGUUUGAAAAUAGUACCGAUAAGAUUAUGUAGUAAUAAUGACAAUGGAAAAAUUCCCGAAGAACUAAACAAUGGAUCUGAUAAUUAUGAGCAAGAUAUUAAAUCAACAAUAUUGCGAUCGUCCCUAUCAUAUGUUCCAAAACACGGAUGGUCUAGAGAUACUAUUGCUGCUGGUAUUAACAUUUAGCAUGGCUAUUUUAACAAUAUAUUAAACAAUUAGUUUUGUUUAAAUUAGGAGCUGAUGAGCUUGGUUAUCCAGAUACUGUACACGGCCUUUUCCAGGAUCCUGGGGCCGAAUUGGCAUUAUUUUUUUAUUCGUCAAGCAAUGAUUCUCUAUCUCAACUACUUAAAGACGGAACACUUAAGUGUUCCAAAGAAAAGUAACAACUUAUAUCAAUUGCACUGUUUUUAAUAAUAAUUAUAAUUAGAGCACGGAUUUAUAUUUCCUUAAAAAAGCUAAAAUAUGAUGCUUUUAUUCUCUUAAAAAUUUGGAUAUAUGAUUGUAAUAUUCUUUAACAAGUUGGCUGCCUUUGCAUUUUUGAGAAUACCUCGGUAAUAGCUUUGUGAGUUAAUUUUAAUACUCACUUAAUCAAGUCAAUUACGCUCUGGUUAAAACAACGAGUUUGGUCAUAAAUGCUUUUGGUUUUAUUUAAAUAAAAAUAGAUUUUAAUCUUAUCAUAUCGAUGUUUACGAUAUUCUGAAUAUAUUUUGCUUAAAAUAGAUAGGAUUUUGGGUGAGAGUUAAAUUUGAUGCUUAUAGUAAAUAAGUGUAUGUUCACAAUAUUUUUGUAUUAAAUGUACAAAAUGUCAUAAUAUACUAAAAGUUAAUAUUAGAAUUGUAACUAUUUCAGUUUAUAUUUAGAAUUCCCAAAAUUGUGUGCGUUAAAAUAAUAACAAAUGAUUAUGGGUAUUACGUAAUUUAUAAAACUGAUAAUUCAGAAAAUAAAAUAUCUCACUAUGGUCUGUCCCAGGAGAGAAAGGUCCGCUUCUGCGCAUGUUUUCCCCCUCCACAUAGCCGAUUGUCAUUUCUUUCGUCGUCGGUUUAUGACUAUACUCCGCUAGGAUAUUUUGUAGAAAUUAAAUUAUUAUUAUCAGACAUCGCGCAUCGCACGUUUAUUUACCUUUGCUGUUUUAUAACCUCUUGAUAAUUUUUCAAAUCGUAAACUAUCGUAUAUACAAGCACCUUCUAUAAUAAUCCAGACUUUGUUUUUUUUGUAUACAUAUUUAUUUAUUUAAUAUCUUAUUGAACACUGUAGGUAUAAUUCAGUAGGUAUGAUACAGUAGGUAUAAUNAUUACAAUUUAUCAUUUUUGUCAUAUUGGCGAUAAACAGUGGACUAUCGACAGACAACAGUGCAUUAUUUGAAACGCAGUGUACAAAACCUGUCGAUAGAUCCGGGAGGGAAUAAAUGGAUAGUGUUGCGGCGUGGGGAUGCGCAGUAGCGCUUCAAUUUGGUCGGAGAGCGGACCGUCCUGGGACAAACUAUAGUUAGUUAUUUGUGGUUUGUGGCAUGUCUUUCACUCGUUUAGCGUUUUGAUAUAAUAUGCUUUUGUAUUUCACAAAAUUUAAUUUAACACGAUUUGUUAUAAUUGAUGAAUUUGAAAUUGAAAAUAGUAUUGAUUUGAAAAGGAUACAAAAUUAUUUUCGUGGGAAAUUUAUUUUUUAUUAGCCAAUUGAAUAAAAGAGUAAUAAUAAUAUCCAUUGACAUUGCAUUUUACAAAUUCUUCCCAUAUUUUUGAGUAAUCACUACCCAUUUAACAGUAAAAUUCUACUCAGACAGUCAGACUAUCUGAAGAGUUAAAGUUUAUAACCUAUAACGAGUUUAACGACUUAAUAAAUUAUAAUUUAAAUGAUUAUAUUUUUCUUUAUUAGUUAUCAUUAAUCAGUACGACCAGUACCAAAGAGUCCAAACACUAAUAGAUAAUAAAUGUAACAAUGUAGCAUAGUAUAUGAUUAUAUGAAUAUCAAAAUUCAGAAUUUAUGAAAUGUUUAAUAAAAUUAAAAAAUAAUAAAAUAUUUGUAAAGUGGCAAAGUAAUUUAUAUAAUUUAUAUAUCUUUACCGAUAAAUGACUUACUACUAAUAUUACCGAUUUACAUCACUAAAAGCACGUAGUUGUUUAAGUUUAUUAAUAUCUAUUAUUUAUAUUAACAUUUUUAAAUAUAUUUAGUAUUAUUAUUAAUUAUUAUCAUAACGACAUAAUGACAGUUAUCUACUAUAAAAUACCUACUUUAAACGUAUACUGUAGGAAUUGAUUAAAUAUACAUAGAUAGCCCACGCAACGUUAAAAACUGAUAAUAAGAAAUCGAGGUAAUGGGAGUCCAGAAAUAAUAAUGUGGGAUACUGAAAUCAGAGAUCGCUAGAGUAGUUUUCGAUAGUAACCAUGAUUAUAGUGCUGGCUUGAUUUUUUUCAGUGUUUAUAACAGUUUUGAUUAGCGAUACAUGAUAAAAUUCCAUUUAACCGAUUUAAUGGUUUCAUCUAUACAGACUGUUCUUACUUCUGGAACGACUCUAAUUUAGCAACCACGUGAUUUUUUUGGGUUUUUUUUUCCAAAAUGUGUUUUUUUGCGUGAACAUUAAGAAUGCAAAAAAAAGUCUGGUGAACUUCGUUUGGAAGUUAUGGAAGGAAAUUUCAUAAAGUACAGGUUUUAUUUUUUCGCGUAUUUCUUUGUUAAAAUUUAACAUUCAAUUUUUUUUUCCAAAAUUUGUAUUUUUAGACAUUUAAUCUAUUGGUAUAAACAAAACCUAUCCGUCAUACUUACUUUAAAGUUUUUGUAUAUAAACCUUAAAAAUAGCUUUUUUGGAAUUAAUCCAAAAUGUGGUCAAAAAUAGACAUUUUUUGUAUUAUUAUUAUUAUUAUUUGUAGUUAUUAAUAUUUAGAUAAAAACGUUUUUUUAAUGAAGUCAGAAUAAGUUUAUCUAGCUUAGUUUUAAAGUUACAGACGUUUGAACGCGCCAUAUUUUGCUGCGCUCACUCGGAUAAUUUUAAUCGAAAAUAACCCUCGAUUUGUUGUGUAAAACCAUGACGGGUAAUUAGCAAGGAAAAGUAAAAAGCACAUAGGUGAAAUUAGAGAUCUAAUGUGGUCACUCGCUCUCUCGUCAUUAGAACGUCACGUUUGAACGCGAAUAACUUUAAAACUAAAUCAGAUAGACUUAUUCUGAUUUUCUUAAAGAAUUUUAUUGUCUAUAUAUCAAUAACUAUAAAUAAUAAUAGAAAAAAAAAUUCUAUUUUUGACCAUAUUUUGGAUUAAUUCCAAAAAUGCUAUUUUUUAAGGUUUAUAUACAAAAAUUUUAAAGUAAGUAUGAUGGAUAUGUUUUGAUUUUAUUAAUGGAUUAAUCGUCUAAAAACACACAUUUUUGGAAAAAAACUCAAAAAAUUACGUGGUUGCUAAACUAGAAUUAUGCCUUACUUCUUUGUAUUAUUCUGAAAUGUUAUAAUUAUAAUUUGGUUUAUAUUCUAAUGAAAAAUAUGUCUCGUGGUAGUAAAUGUGUUGUUAUGAACUGCUGUAAAUCGUUACAUUUUCAAUGGGAGGUGAUGUAACAAAUAAAUAUCGUGAAUAAAGAGUAAUAGAGAUAAAGAUAAGAUAAGAGUAAAUGGAGAUAUUGAGAUUAUUCCAAGAAUUCACAUAGAAAAAAAGUUAAUUUUAAAACUUUAUCAAAUAUUUUCUUGUAUAUUUAUAACAAUAAUUUAACAUUAUAAUCGUUGUAUCAAUUUCGUCAUGCCUUUCAGCCCCCCUCCAUCGGAGUUGUUUUUUUUUAUUAUUAUUUUGGCCUCAGUAAAAAAAAAUAAAAAUAAAAUAGUAUUAAAUAAACUAAAUUUUUCUAAAAGUAAAAUGUGAUGUUUAUAUAUCCAUAAGAGAAGACACAUUUUUCUACUAUUUCUUCCAAAUCAAAAAAUAUUAGUUUUAAAUUCAACGUAUUUAUGUUAUUACACUCUGAAUGAAAAAAAAAAGUCCAAAAUAUCAAUUUUGUUUUACUUUGAUAUGCAAAUGAUUGAAAUAACAUUAUAAUUAGGUUUUACGAGGUUUAUCAACAAUAACAUAAAAAGUAAGUACGAUAGGUGAACUCUGAUUUUACCAAAAUGUUAAUUAUAAAAUUACUACCAUUUCAAGUCAAUUGAUUUAAAAGAUUAAUUAAUUAGUAAUAAUAUAAUUUACAAACUUAAAACAAACUCACAACUUAUAAUAUAAUUAACUAAAAACAUAACUUUGCUGUUUUUAUCAUUUACUCAAUCAACGCAUAAAAAAGUUCAGAAAAUAUAUUUGUCGGCAAUAUACAAAAAUAAUAAUAACUUUUGGAAUAUUGCUGCAUGAUUGAUUCCUACCACUGGAAAAAGUAUUAGACGGAAUGGCAUGUUUAAAAAAAAUAAUGCCGAAAGAUGCAGAAGACCUUUUUACAUAUUUCGAUUCUUACUAUUUAAAUGGUACCUAUAGGCGAGUAGGUUCUACUUCUACCUUGCAUUUUCGAAAAAUUCAACCUAUAUUUUUACCUUCUUUGUGGGAUGUUCACAGAACCACUUUAGUAGGGGGCCACCGUACGAAUGAUGUGACGGAAGGGUGGAAUAAUCGAUUUUCAAAAUUCUGUGGACAUACGCAUCCAACUAUUUGGAAAUUAAUUAGAAAAAUUAAAAUAGAAAUUUUCGCAGAUGAAGCAAAAUUAGCUUUAGACGCUGUAGGGGAUUUGAGUAGUAAAACAAAACCAGGGCAAACUGGUAUCUUAGAAAAACGUCUACAAAAUGUAUGUAUCCAAAUACAAGUGGACAAAAUUAGUAUACUCGAUUUUUUAACAGCUGUUAGUCAUAAUAUUAGAAAGAGGUGUGAAUAAUAAUAAUAAAGAGGUGUUUUAAUUAAUUAUAUUAUAAGUUGUAUCUAAUUUUAAAUUGACUGUACCAUUAUAGGUAUACUAUUACAUAGUGUAUAUUAUUACUAAAUUUGUAAAUUGUAUUAUUGUAAUAAUUAUAUAAAGGUACUGUUGUAUUUUUUUUUGUUAUUUAUUAAUUUUUUAAAUUAAUUGAUUUUCCUAGUAUGGGACUUUUUUUAUGCAUAUCACUGAUAAGAACUGUUUAUUUAUUAGUGAAAUAAACGGUUCUUUUUUUCAUUGUCUGGUAAAUGAUAACUAGGUAUCAAAAAUUCGACCAACAAGUGUAUUAACAUCAUUAACCGUAAACGAUAUUAUGAUAAACAGUAAAAUAAUAAUUUUUUCAUUUCGUUCAUAGAUAAUAUAUACAUGAAUAGGAUUUACCAUGUAUUUAAGUGUGAUCGAAGAGCAUACUGGUUACCAAAAUGGUUAUAUUUAAUUAAGGUGUGGUAUCAACCAUAGGUGAAAACGAAUACGACAAAAACGCAAUUUACCGACUACCAGCCGCCUAGCGGUCACCGAAAUAACAAAUUUGGAAAAUAAUAUUAUCCAGAGUCAAAUGAAUAGGUUCUGAUUGAUCUGAUUGAUAAAAAAUCAAGGAUAAAAAUGUUUGUCAUAUACCAGUAUCUGUAACCGCAUAUAACCAUUAUGGUAACUAGUAAACUCUUCGCUCACAUUAUUCCGUGUGUAAUAGGCAUAAGAUGUCCUAUCCAUGUAUAUAUUAUCUAUGAUCGUGGCGCAACCAGGAUUUUUUGAAGCACGUAUCACAUGUCUACAUUAAAAAAAAAAACACACAUCUUUUAACACAUUUAUAUUACUUAGACGUGGACGUAGGAGGUGUUGAAACAUCCAAAACAUCCCCUGGUUGCUCCACUGAUCUAUGACUUCAUUAUUAAUUGUCAUUUAUCAAAUCGUAGUGGCAUUGAAAACUAUCGUACCACGUACCUAAUAAUAAAUUAUUAGAAAAACAAAAAAACCUAUCGCAUGUACAUAAUUUUUUAAUUCUUGUAAAUAUUUCAAUUCAUACAUCUUUAAUUAGUUAAAUAUGCAAAAGUAUGAUUUUAUAAGAAUAUAUUAUCUUAACAUCAAAAUAUGCAUUUAUAUGCAAAAUCAAAUUUUGUAUUCAGAUUCUUUGUAUUGUGAAUCGUUGUCAUAUUUUACUCUUGUGGUUGUGCAUACAUUCAUUAAAAACAUGUUUUACAUAGAAAUUCGCGCUUUAAUUAUAAUAUUUUAUAGUAAUGCAGAGUUGGUGAAAUUCCUGGCUAGCACUAUACAAACUAGAUUGUUAAUGCUUCAACCGUAUUUGAAUCAGUGGCCACAAGCAAUUGCUUUGCUGUCCAAACCGUCAAAUGCUCCUCAUGCCCUCUCCAACCUGAUGACACUGGUCAAUGACAUUUGUUACUAUGCUGGUGAUAGAUCGAUAGAUGUAAGUAAAAUUAAACUAUCUAUUUAAUAACGAACAUAGUACUGAAAUGGAUCCUCAGCUUGGCACUGUAAGAAAUUCAAAUUACUAGUAGUUUUAUCCUCCUAGACUCCUUUCUUUUUGAAACCGAUUUCAUAGUCGUGGGAUGCCCUCAGCUGCUUCACCGACUCCCUGCCCUCUGGGUAAACCAGGAUUAUGUUAUUAAUGGCGAGUCGUAGGUAACUUUUAGUCAUUGGAUUUAGUCGGAUUGUUCUGCUAAUUCAUGUUGUUCGUCUGAUAAUAAAACAACAUAUGUCCUAUAUAUGAUGUUCAUUAUGUGAUCGCGUGGUCGUCGAGCUCUAGUGCUGACUGUGGGAUUUGAUGGUCCGGCAUUAGUUGUAAGUUGAUUUAAUGGAAUUGGUUAUGAUCCUGUUUAUGAGUUUCCCUAUGGUAAUAGUAGUAGCUGGGUGGAUAAAUCAACCCCAUGACAGCAGAACUUGACGUAGACGAGUCCUAAGAAUCUGGGAGGGAUGAUCUGGGCACCCCCGGUUGGUCCUGUUGUAUCAGAUCAUCUAACUAUAUUAAAAUUACAAAAAAAUGUAUAUUAAAAUGUAGAUAUGGACAGUUUAAAAUAUAUUAGUAUUUAUUUUUCAACGCUAAUAUAAAUGCAGACAUUAUAUAUUUGUAUUAUUAUUGGUUUUAUAAUAAUGUUUAUAAUCAUUUUUUUUUUUUUUUAUACCGUGACAAACAUUUCUAUCAGAAAUCUUGCUUUGAUAUUUAAGCAUAAUACUUUUUCUGAAAGGAAAUAAUGUACAAAUAUACUUUAAGUAAUAUAUUUUAAGUAAUUUACGUAUUGUGUUUGAUAAAUAGAAUAAAAAAAAUAAAAAAUGUUUUUGUUCUCGACGGGAUUGUCAAGUAUCAUAAGGUAUAUUAUUUAGGUCACGCGCAAGACGGCACUUAACCGGCCGUCUUUCGAAAUGGAAAGGUCCGGUAAAAUUUUAGUUGUUGACGUAAUUUUGGUUCAAAUAAAACAUGAAAAUAAUAAAUUAAAUAAACCUGUGAUUGAAUUACAAGCGAGCAAUGCAGAAUUACAGAGUGAGUUGUUAAAUCUUUAAUGAGUAAUAUUAAUAAUCCUAAUAAAAAUAAAAACCAAAAAAAUAUGGAGAUAGACAAAAAAUCGGGUCCUAACUCAGGUGUUAAUUUAAGCCCAAAAAAAAUGACAGAAAAUAUUGACAAACAAAUUCCUAAAAUUAAUAAACCACCACUAAUCACAGCUUUAUGGUGUCAAAAAUAUACAAAAAUUGGUUAGUAGACUAAUUUGUGAAGAAGUUCGUGGCCGUGAUCAGCAACUAAAACCAUUGCUAAUUUUAAUAUGAAAAUUCUGAUUGACGAUGAACAUCAAUUUAAACGUAUGUUAAAAGUUUCCGAAGAAAAUAAAAUUGAGUAUCAUAGAUUUUAAUGAAAAAGGGGGAAAAAAAAUUGUGUUGUAAUUUGUAGGUUACAUUUAGAAACUAAAUAUAUGAAAUCAAAAGAGAUUUAGCAGAUAUAAGUCACUCUGCAAGAGAUAUAUCGAAUAUUCAGAUAAAAAAGAAAUCAAACCCAAAAGAUAAAAAUAGUGAAUGAACAAGGAUAAAACUACCCUUGUUUUUUGUAGACUUAGUUCCUUAAGAAAAUAAUAAAGACAUCUUUUAUAUAAAUAGUCUAUGUAAUGAUUAAGUUAAAAUAGAGGAAGAAAAGAGUUGUGCCACGGUGUAAAAACUUUUAGGUCUUUGGGCAUACUCAAAAUUACUGCAAUGAAAAGUCUGUUUAUGUGAAAUGCAACGAAGAGCAUAAAACAGAAUAUUGCUAAAAUUCUAGAAAAUUAAAAGCUAAAUGUGCAAAUUGUAGCAAAGCACAUAUUGCUAAUUGGCAGGGUUGCUCUGCAUAUAAGAGGGCAGAAGAGAGAACACAAAAGGUUUCUGUAUUACAACGUAUUCAGCAGAAACUAGAGAUAACAUAGUCAACCACUAUUGCACAGAUAACCGGAUCUUUUGGUUAUAACGUAACGACAGCAACAACAGAUUAACGAAAAUGACUCCACUUUAACAGAUAUUUUAUCUGCCUUAACUAACAUUACCACAUUAUUUAGUGUCACAUAUAGAUUAGAUAGGUUAGAAAGUCCCCAAUCGUAGUCUAAUAACAUAAAUCAAAAUAAAAAGAAAUGAACCACACACUACGGAUCAUAGCAUGAAAAUCCAAUGGCUUAGUCCAGCGCAAACAAGAACUCGAUGACUUUUUAACUUUUGCAUAGUGAAAAUAUUGACAUUGCUCUUAUUUCAGAAAUACAUUUCAUAUCGUGGACUGAAAAUUUAAUAAUUAUAGCAUUUACAUCACUCAUCAACCAAGCGGUAAAGCACGAAGAGGUACUACUGUAAUUAUAAAAGAGUCUAUAAAGUAUCUUAAGUUUGAUAAACAUUCGGAACUAUACAUACAAGUCACAAGUAUUCAUAAUACAGCGGGCAUAAAGACUUCACAGUUAGGACUAUUUAUUUUUUACCUCAAGGAGGCGUAGAAGAAAUUAAAUUUACGACAUUUUUAAAGAACUAGGAGACCGGUUCAUUGUUGUGGGAGACUAUAAUGCGAAUAACUCUUCUUGAACACCUGUAGAUUCCAAAGGCAGUAAUCGUGAGAUAACUUACCCAUUGGAAAUUAGUGUAUUAGUUCAACAAAAGUGCAAAAAAUCAAUGGAAUCGUAUCAGUAAGUUCCUCCGUGAUGAGAUGAUAGAAGUGAAAAAAUGAAAUAUUUAAAUUGUAUUUAAGUUUAUCUGCUACAUAUAAUACUAAUUAUUCAUUGUGGAAAGUCACAAGGUCUAUGAAAAGACUUUGUAUUCAUGUAUCUCCUAUCGACGAGAAUUAGGCACAUAGUGAACAGGAUAAAGCUAAAAUAUAUGUUCGACACCUUGAGUGUGUUUUCAGCCGAAUAAUAUCGCUUCUGAAUUCGAUAUGAUACAAUGCUAACCACUGAAUGUAUUAGGAGAAAAACUAAUAAUAAACAAAUAAUUAUGUUAUUGUAACCACAUAAGCCACUAGAGCAAGCUCAAUCACACAGACCAAUAUCGCUUCUACCAAGUCUGUCAAAACUCUUUGAAAAGCUUCUCGUCAGAUUAAAAUCACUAAUAGAAAAGAGACGAGUCGUACUUGAUCAUCAAUUUGAAUUCCGGAACAAACAUAGACCAAAUUCAUCGUGUUAUAAACGCGAUUAUCUUGGUUCUAAAAGAAAAAAGUAUUGCUGCGGAGUAUUUCUAGACGUGGCUCAAGUUUUUGAUAAGUUUAGCAUAAGAACUACUCAUGAAACUAUGAGAACAAUUACCGCACACCUGAUGCACACUUCUUGACUGAAUGAUAGUUUUGAGUCAUGCAUGAAGAAACAAUAACAAAUUGAAAGAAUAUAUUGACUGGAGUACCACAAGGGUAGAGUCCUAGAAUCUAUAUUUUAUUUGCUCUACACAGUUGAUAUCCCUAUCAACAACGACUCAAUGACCACUUAGAUUGUUGACAACAUGGCAAUUUUAACAACCAGUAAGUAUCAGCAGGCUGCAACUGAUAACUUAUAGACCUCAACAACAUUUUUAAUUGGACAAGAUGUUGGAAAAUUCAAAUCAAUAGUGACAAGUCAGUGGCAUGUAAAUUUUAUUUUGCGCAAAACUGAGAAUAUUGUAAGUGUCAGUGGAUCACACAAUGAUCCCACAAAAAGAUUCAGCUAAAUACUUGGGUAUGCACUUUGACCACUAUCUGAACUGGAAACAUCAUGCCCAUUAAAAAGAAUUAAUCAAGGAAAAAAUGCGGAAACUGUAUUUGUUAAUUGGAAGAUAUUUCAAACUAGACUUUGUAGAAAAAUGUUUAUUAUACUUAAUGAUAAUUAAACCAAUUUGGACUUAUGUAUAACAAUUGUAGGGUUGUGCCAGCAAGUCCAACAUUGAAAUUAUUUAACGCUGCCAAAACAUCACUCUCCGUACCAUUGUUGCAGCUUACCGGUAUGACAACAUUAUCUACCGUGAUAAAAUGAUCACCUCUCUCCAGGACGAGAUUACCAAGUUUACCCACAAACAUGAGAUAAGGCUGAAUUAACACAUCAACUCAUUAGCAAUUCAACUACUUGACAAUUUUCAAAAUAUUGGUGUCUCAUACACCAAAGACCUAGCAUACCAAUACGACUUAGCAUACAAUUCUUAGACUAAGGCCGAGCCACUCCAUUGGAAGUGGAACUCCACAUGUGUAUUUUUAUUUUUUUUAUAUUUUUGUACAUUUAUACACCUUUUUUAAUGUAUUAUUGAAAAUCUUUGAUUGUUGUAAUGAAUGCUUUAGGAUUACGUUAGGUUUUUUAAAAUAAAAAACUUUACAGACUUGAAAUUUGAACACAAAACUUAUAUUUGCCUUUUUUUUGAUGUGAACAAAUACCUUAAAUAAGAUUGUGCAUACUUUAUAUUUUCAAAUAGGAACCUCCCCCCAUUUUGAACACACAUUUGAAUAAAGUAUAUUUCUGUAGACAUUUUUAUAUGCAUAAGAUUAAUAUCAGAUUUACCAUUUAUGAGUUAUAACAGUCUAAACCUUUGAGAUAAUUGCUGGUUCAUGAUAAAAAAAUUACCCUGUAUUGCUGAUUUAAGAAUGAUGGUGAAGUUAGAAUUGAGCAGACUGACUUAGUUUCGUUUAUGUGGUCACAUGUUGUUUGGGGUUAUAUAGUACUCCACUACUCUCCCCCUACAUAAAAGUAGAAUAUUUUUGUCAACAUGUUGACGAAAUUAAAAUUUCUAACACUAACAUUUAUUUUAACUAAUAUUUUAUAUAUUUAUAAAACUAAAGCUUCUUAUUCGAAAAAUCUAAGUUUGUAUCGCUAUAUGAUAUUCCUUAAAUGUUGUGAAAAUUCUAACAAUUCGAAAAUAUGAGGUUUAACUUUACUUAAAAAUCCAAAAAUCAGAAUUUGAAUAAAUACAAAAUUUAACCAUAAAAAUGUAGUAAGCAUACCAAAUGAAUCACUUUGUAUUCCUUGUUAUCAUUUAUCUUCCAAACGCUAAAAAAAGAAAAACAUAUAGUCAACAACUAAGUAUACAUUUUUAUUUAAUGUUUAGUCUUGUAUUGUUUUAUUUGUUUUUCUUGCUUUCUGUUUGGUCAAUUAUGUAAUUUAUUUCUUUUUUGUUUUAUAGACUCGAUGGUACACAAGGCGAAUAGGCUUGGCCACUAUAUAUAAAUCCAGUGAACUACAUUUAUUACAAGACAGUUCACAAGGAUAUGAAGACACAUGGAAUUUCACCAGGAGGGCAGUUGAAGAAUGUGUUAAGUUGGAUACAAUGCUUGAAAGCAAUGCUCAGCUUGCCAAAGAUGUAGUUACUGCUUCAGUGUCAACAGUAAGUUAUAUAAAAUGUUUUUGUAUACAAAUAAAAAUGUUACAUUAGUUAUUAUUAUUCUUAUUUUAUUAUUUUAUAUUUUUAGGCCAAAAAUAUUUUAGGAUUUUCAUGGAACAGGUAACAGCUUUUCUUACAAGUGUAUAUCAAGUUAAUUUUCAGUGGUCAACUAGUUGUUAUUUGCUUUUUAUUGUUGUAUCCUCUUUUAAUGCUGUAAAAAUAGAAAUAAACAAUUAAAAAAAAUAAAUAC
Messenger RNA from Cinara cedri, 24095 nucleotides. Lineage: Eukaryota; Metazoa; Arthropoda; Insecta; Hemiptera; Aphididae. The record is from the annotation of a GenBank genome assembly.